Messenger RNA from Elgaria multicarinata webbii, 590 nucleotides. It is a transcript of the gene DYNLT5, whose product is annotated as dynein light chain Tctex-type family member 5. Gene Ontology annotation, molecular function: dynein intermediate chain binding. The transcript has 4 exons. The record is from RefSeq and is a predicted model, not a curated record. NCBI's taxonomy places the organism in Eukaryota, Metazoa, Chordata, Lepidosauria, Squamata, Anguidae. Bases 2 to 535 code for a protein of 177 amino acids. Gene Ontology annotation, cellular component: cytoplasmic dynein complex; cytoplasm. Gene Ontology annotation, biological process: microtubule-based movement.
AAUGUCGGACACAAUGAAGGAUAAAGCAGCCCGCUUGUUAAAGAAAAGAGGCAGCAUUUCCUCUUUAGGGAGCCAUGAGAUCAAGGCAAAAGAAUUCAUUGGAAAAACCAAAGACUCCAUAAGUACAGUGUCUUACAUGGAUGAACCUGGCCACCAUGAUGACACCCUUCGUCCUGCUGUUCAGAUGGAGAACACAUACAAGUUGAGUCCUGCAAAAUACUUUCCAGUGGCUACUGUGAACAAUAUCUUGAAAGAUGUGGUAGCAAGUUAUCUUCAAGAAGAAAAAUAUGAAGCGGAGUUGUGCAGACAAAUGACAAAGACUGUCUCUGAGGUAAUUAAGGCUCGGAUAAAAGAUCUGAUGAUACCAAGAUACAAAAUUAUUGUGGUUAUACAUAUUGGACAACUAGACAAGCAAAGCAUGCUGAUUGGAAGCAGGUGCCUCUGGGACACUACAAGUGAUACUUUUUGUUCCUACUCCUUCAAAAAUAAAUCACUAUUUGGUCUUGCAAAUGUCUAUGCAGUUUACUCUGAGUAACAAAAAACGUUCAGUAUGAAUCUACCCUAAACACAUACCUAGGUACCAUUUUUAG